AUAAAUUAUGCAUUGUUAUGACUUGUAAUGCAUUUCACUGUGAUCUCAUUUCCAUUCAUGAAGACUUGCAAUAUAUCAUUCUUACAACAAUUUACAUGACGUUUCUGUGUUGCCUCUUCCAUGUUUUGAUGAUUAUGUUGAAUACCUGUUGCUAUAUUUAAUAUUUCAUUAUAUUAUUAUAAUGUACUUCUACGCAGCGACCUUCGUCAAUAGUGUACAGUAUAACUUAUUAUUUGAGACAAAUUGAUUGACAAGUCUUAUGUCAAUUAUUAAUUGUGGUCAUCGCAAUUUUCGUAUUUUCCUAAUCCUUGAAUACUUUAAAAAGUGUUGCACAAAUUUACCAAAACCGCAUUGAUGGAGACAUUUAGACGAUAAUGGAUUCGAAAAGAUUUGUUGUGGUGAAAAUUAUUCAGUCAUUAUUUAAUAAAAUUUAAAGAAAUAUUAGGACAUAUAAUAUAAUGAUGUAAUAACAAUUUUUGAAUAUAUCAAUUGUAUCUAACCACAGGGGAACGCGGAAAAUUUGUUUUUUUUUUAUAUAUCAUUGAAAGUGUCAUUAUAAACAUAUAGUUAAAUGUAUUGUGGCAAGGAAGUUACUAUGUUUGUAUAUUGUGAAGAUGAAAGAUUUUAAUAAAUCUAGGCAAUGGAGGUCAUGGCUUAAGAAGGGGGAAGUUCCUCUACAGCAGCAUGUCGCUGUUCUUAUAGACUAUCGCCGCAAUCCUUUAUCUAUCGGUCAGAAGGAAUAACGUGUUCGCUUGGUAAACAUUAUAUUUCCGUUACAUUUAGUUGAAUUACUUUUGAACUCCAGCUUAAUAUAUAUUGUGGUAAUCAAAACUCGUUAUGUUGGCUAACAUAAGACCAAAAUCGGUCCGAAAUGGUAUAAUCAAAUCGGAAGUGGCUACAAAUGUUACCGUACAAAAGCAUCAUGUUUCUAGAGAUAAACGUGGUCAAGUUUUGGGAAACGUUCGGGGAUUUCGUGGCUGUACUGUCUGGUUUACCGGCUUGUCAGGCGCUGGUAAAACAUCCGUGUCUUUUGAAUUAGAAGCUUAUUUAGUAUCCAGAGGUAUACCGGCUUAUGGUUUGGAUGGAGACAAUAUGCGAACUGGCUUAAAUAGAGAUUUAGGCUUUAGUCCUGACGACCGCGAAGAAAAUAUUAGACGUGUAGCAGAAGUUGCAAAAUUGUUUGCUGACAGUGGAGUUGUUACUUUAUGUAGUUUUGUCUCUCCAUUUACUCAGGAUAGGGAAAUGGCUAGAAAAAUUCAUAAAGAAGCUGAUCUACCUUUUUUUGAAGUAUUUGUUGAUGCUCCACUUAGUGUCUGUGAAGAACGAGAUGUGAAAGGAUUAUACAAAAAAGCUCGAGCAGGCCAAAUCAAAGGGUUUACUGGAGUUGAUCAAGUUUAUGAAAAACCAGAUGCUCCUGAGCUUGUACUCAAAACAGUACAUUUAUCAAUUGAAGAAAGUACUAUGGAAGUUGUAAAAAUGCUUGAAGAAAAUGAAAUUAUACCCCUGCAAAUCAAUCAUGAAGUAUCACGUGUACCAGAACUAUUUGUAUCAGAAAAUGAGAUUGAAAAAACCAAAAAAGAAGCUAUGCAGCUUCCUAGACUUGAUAUUGGAAAGAUAGAUAUGCAAUGGGUACAAGUAUUGGCUGAGGGGUGGGCAACUCCUUUAAAUGGAUUUAUGAAUGAAGAAGAAUACUUACAGGCCUUACAUUUUAAUAGUUUUUCUGAAGAUAUCAACCAAUCUAUUCCUAUUGUUUUACCAAUUACCACAGAAAAAAAAGAGAAACUUAUAGGCUGUGAAGAAAUUGCUCUAUGGUAUAAUUCAAAACCUGUAGCUAUAAUUCGCAAACCAUCUUUCUUUCCUCAUCGGAAAGAAGAACGAGUAUGUCGUCAAUUUGGAACAUCUCAUCCUAAUCAUCCUUAUAUUAAGGUUAUUAAUGAAAGUGGCGAUUGGCUUGUUGGCGGCAAUCUUGAUGUAAUUGAACGUAUAUUGUGGAAUGAUGGUCUUGAUGAUUUGCGUUUUACACCCAAUGAGUUAAGAGCUAAAUGGAGGGAAAUGAAAGCUGAUGCAAUUUUUGCCUUUCAAUUACGUAACCCUAUACAUAAUGGACAUGCCUUAUUAAUGCAGGAUACAAAGAAAAAACUUUUAGAAAGGGGAUAUAAAAAACCAGUUCUUUUAUUACACCCACUUGGAGGAUGGACAAAAGAAGAUGAUGUACCUCUUAAUAUCAGAAUUCAGCAGCACAAAGCUGUACUUAGAGAUAAAAUACUGGAUCCAGAUAGUACAGUAUUAGCUAUAUUUCCAUCACCAAUGACAUAUGCGGGACCAACUGAAGUACAAUGGCAUGCAAAAGCUCGUAUGUGCGCUGGAGCUAAUUUCUACAUAGUCGGCAGAGAUCCUGCUGGAGUUCCACAUCCUGAUGGAAACCCUCCUCGUGAUUUGUAUGACCCCACUCAUGGUGCUCGUUUGUUGACAAUGGCUCCUGGACUUUCUGAUGUGGAAAUUAUCCCUUUCAGAGUUGCUGCUUAUGAUAAAACCAAAAAGGCCAUGGACUUUUAUGAUUCAGCUAGACAUAGUGACUUCAAUUUCAUUUCAGGCACAAAAAUGAGAGGUCUUGCUAAGGAUGGUGUUGAACCACCAUCUGGAUUCAUGGCACCCUCUGCAUGGGAGGUAUUAUCAAGUUACUAUAAAUCUUUGAACAAAAUAUAGAUCAAAUUUUUAAUAUAUGAUGACAGUAUAUGAUUCUACACUGUCUAAAGACAUUCCUAGUUUGGAUGAAAUUAAUAAAAUCAUUCCUAUUGCAAUUUUUGUUUGUGUCCUUGAUUUUUUUUUUUAUUAUAUUAUUGUAUAACUAAAAUAAUGAUACUUGGUGUAUUGAUUUAAUUUAUGAUCAAAUUUUUAAUGUGUUUGAGUAAAUAAUAGUAGAUAUUACUUUGACUGUUUUUAAAAAUAUAACAAAGAAAAAACAAAUAAUUUUUUAAACAUUAAAUUAUUUAAAACACGACUACCAGAAAGUUAACGUUUCAACUUAAAAUUUAAAUGUAAUUGUACUUAUACAUUGAUAUGUAAUUAAUUUAUAUAAUUUGAAAGCAAUUUAUUUACUGUUAUUAUUUUUACAUCUAAUUUAUGUGUUACCUUGUUAAUUUUUAAAGUUUUUAAUUAAAUAAAUAUAAUUUUAAUUACUUAAUUAACCACAUGUAUUUGUAUGAUUAAUUAUCUUACAAUUAUUUUGUUAUUAAAAUGUUUAUACUUAAGUUAAAAUUGUAACAUAAGUAUUAAAAUCUUUUCAAAAUAUUAAUUUAUUAUUAAUCAUCAAAACUGCUUUACCAAAUUUUUAUUUUAGCUUUCAUUCUUAAUUCAACAUUAUCUACAAGUUUGACUGCUAAAAUAUUUAACUAAGCAUACUCUUUAUUUAGUGAUCUUCCUAUGACAAGCCUUCUUAUUUCAUUAGUUCCAGCUCCAAUA
Daktulosphaira vitifoliae (grape phylloxera) is the source of this 3462-nucleotide messenger RNA. RefSeq names its product bifunctional 3'-phosphoadenosine 5'-phosphosulfate synthase (gene Papss). Gene Ontology annotation, molecular function: ATP binding; sulfate adenylyltransferase (ATP) activity; adenylylsulfate kinase activity. The coding region runs from base 838 to 2706 and encodes 622 amino acids. The transcript has 11 exons. The record is from RefSeq and is a predicted model, not a curated record. Lineage: Eukaryota; Metazoa; Arthropoda; Insecta; Hemiptera; Phylloxeridae. Gene Ontology annotation, biological process: sulfate assimilation; 3'-phosphoadenosine 5'-phosphosulfate biosynthetic process.